AUGAAGAUACUCAACACUGAAGAAGAAAAUAAUAUACAUAUUAACAGUGAGAGUCGUCAACAAAUCAACGGCAAUAAAAUUAACAAUAGCCAAGAGGUGAAAAACAACAAUGGUAAUACAGUUCAACUUGUGCCCAACGCUAAAAAAAAAAAUUUGAAACAAAUCAGAAUAAUUCAAUCGUUGCCGAUACGAACAAACGAAAUUGAAUUAUUGGAAUUAGAACAAUCACUAUUAAAAGAAGAAAGAAAUAAAAUAAACAACAGAUAUUUGCAUCAAGCUGAAAUAAUAAGAGCGCUAAGGAAAAAAGAGCAAGAUCUUAAAAAUAAAACUGGAAUUUCAGAAAUCUCGGCGAACAUUCAGCAGUAUCUCCAAAACAUAACAAGUAAUGUUAGUGAGCUGAUAAAAUCGCAGGCAGUGAAGACAACCGAAGACAGAUUACCGAAUAUAAGAUCAGUAAUUUCCGUUUCUAAGUCAAAUGAUUCAACUUCUAAAGCAAAUAAAAUUUCCGAAAAAACGAUCAGCCGUAAUGAUAUAGAAAAAGCUUCAAAAAAAGAAGUUAUGUCACAAAGAGCUAAACUGCUGGUAAGGAUGAAGUGGCCUGAUAAGGCUAUUAGAUUGCAGUUAGGCUUUGAUAAAAACGCUCCAGGUGUAAAAAUCCUAAUAAGUGAUGAGGAAGUCAUAGAAAUACGAGAUUUAUGUUUGGAAUGUGAAAAAAUGCGAAACAAUGUAUUGAAAGAAGGUGACAAGAGAUACCCCAAACUGAAACAAAUAAAAUCGUGGAUUAGCGGUACUCUAAUCGACGAACGUAAUCGAGCGUCAGACGAAUUCAAAUUAAAGAAAGCAAAAAUAAAAAAAAAUAACAUUAAACGCCUAAAUGAAAACAAAGAAAAUGGUAAUUCCGAAACUGAAAUAAAAAAAAAAAAAUCAUAACUAAAAGCAACCCAGCGAGAGAUGUGUAAUUAGUCUUUUAGAUAGAAUAAUAUAUUUUAUUACAUAGAGUAUUUGUUGAAUAUUUACGUAAUAUUUUAUAACU
Cotesia glomerata is the source of this 1033-nucleotide messenger RNA. RefSeq lists its product as uncharacterized. The record is from RefSeq and is a predicted model, not a curated record. The transcript is spliced from 5 exons. Bases 1 to 930 code for a protein of 309 amino acids. Lineage: Eukaryota; Metazoa; Arthropoda; Insecta; Hymenoptera; Braconidae.